Messenger RNA from Anastrepha ludens (Mexican fruit fly), 1557 nucleotides. Its product is annotated as clumping factor A-like. The coding region runs from base 72 to 1436 and encodes 454 amino acids. The transcript is spliced from 2 exons. Lineage: Eukaryota; Metazoa; Arthropoda; Insecta; Diptera; Tephritidae. The record is from RefSeq and is a predicted model, not a curated record.
UAUAAAAACCCCUUACUGUGAAGGCUUCGUCAGACAGUCCUAAAUCGUGUGUUAGAAAUUGUGUUAACAAAAUGUUGAAAAAAUUUGUUUGCUUCUUUGUGCUGAUUAGUGUAAUCGGACUCAUCAGCGAAUGGCCAAGCGCCCAUGGAAAUGCUAUAUAUCCAAUAGGGUCUCCUGAAUAUUUCUCAGGAAAUUCGUUCGACUCUGAUAAAGAUUCAUUAAAAGCUGUUGGAGAUUCAUUGAAUUCUACUACAGAUUCAUUAGACUCUGCUAAAGAUGCAUUCGACGCAGCUGAAGAUUCAUUAGACCCUGCUGGAGAUUCAUUAAAAUCUGGUGAAGAUUCAUUAGACGCAGCUGGAGAUGCAUUAAGUCCUGCUGGAGAUUCAUUAAAUACUACUACAGAUUCAUUCGACGCUGCUGAAGAUGCAAUAGGCUCUGCUGGAGACCCAUUAGAUGCUGCUGGAGGUUCAUCAGAUUCUGUUGCAGGACCAUUAAAUUUUGGUGGAAAUCCAUUAGACUCUGAUGGAUAUUCAUUACGCUCUGCCAGAAAUUCAUUAAACUUUGCUAGAGAUUCAUUGGACUCUUAUUCAGAUUCAUUUGGCUCUGAUUCAUAUUCAUUAGACUCUGCUAGAGAUUCAUUAAACUCUGCUAGAAAUUCAUUACACGCUGUUAGAAAUUCAUUAAACUUUGGUAGAAAUUCAUUAGACCCCUAUUCAGAUUUGUUAGACUCUUAUUCAGCUUCAUUAGAAUCUAAUUCAGAUUCAUUAUACUCUGGCAGAAAUUCAUUAAACUUUGCUAGAGAUUCAUUGGACUCUUAUUCAGAUUCAUUUGGCUCUGAUUCAUAUUCAUUAGACUCUGCUAGAGAUUCAUUAAACUCUGCUAGAAAUUCAUUACGCCCUGUUGGAAAUUCAUUAAACUUUGCAAGAGAUUCAUUAGACUCUUAUUCAGAUUCGUUAGACUCUUAUUCAGACUCAUUAGGCUCUGAUUCAGGUUCAUGUGGCUCUGAUUCAGAUUCAUUAUACUCUGGCAGAAAUUCAUUAAACUUUGCUAGAGAUUCAUUAGACUCUUAUUCAGAUUCGUUAGACUCUUAUUCAGACUCAUUAGGCUCUGAUUCAGGUUCAUGUGGCUCUGAUUCAGAUUCAGUAUACUCUGCCCGAAAUUCAUUAAACUUUGCUAGAGAUUCAUUAGACUCUGCUGAAGAUGCAAUAGGCUCUGCUGGAUACCCAUUAGAUGCUGCUGGAGAUUCAUCAGAUUCUGUUGCAGGAUCAUUAAAUUUUGGUGGAAAUCCAUUAGACUCUGCUAGAGAUUCAUUAUACUCUGUUAAAAAUUCUUUACGCUAUGCUAGAAAUUCAUUAAACUCUUUUUCAGAUUCAUUUGAGUCUGAUUCAGAUUCAUUUGAGUCUGAUUCAGAUUCAUUUGCCUCUGAUUCGGAUUAAAUAGAUUCUUCCGAAUCACUCUCUGUUGAUGACAGAUAUGAAAUGAAUUAAAACUUAGAGAAGACAAUUGUAAAUCAAAAUAUUGACUUUGAAUGUAAAUAUAAUAUUCUUACCAGAGUAA